CCACAAGUGAAUUUGUUUAAACAUUUCGCUGGUUAAACAAACUGAUCGUGUCGUACCACGAAUCGACGAACCAGUCGCGACUUCAUAACGGGUUUGCGUGGAGCGGGAUUUCACGCUCGCCGGCCAAAUAUACUGAGUAAAAAGUUGGAUCAUUCGAAUAUACCACAAAACUAAAACGUGCAUUUAUUUUGCCUGCUUUUUCCGUUUCGUAUUUUUAGAUUUCGAAGUUCAAAUCUAAACUAUUGUGUCGAGAAAAAUGUUAAGUUCGACCGGUAGUUUUGUAUUUUAACAUUGUUUAUAACUGUUAACAGUUUACACUUAAGUCUGUGCAGAGAAUCCUUCAAUAUGGGGCCAGAUCAAAUAAAGCCAACGGACAGUGAAAUAUGCGCUGAACCAGAUGGAUGCGUUCGACUCAGAAUUCCACGCAGUGGAAAAGCAAUGGAAACGCUUCCGCCAAUUUCUGUUCCUGGUUAUGUUCAAAGGGCAGCACAAACUUUUCCGGACAAUGUUGCUCUCUCUUGGAAAGAGGGCAAAGUUUGGAAAACAUUUACUUAUAGUCAAUAUUUAGCAGAAAUAAGAAUAGUAGCAAAAGCCUUUAUACAAUUAGGUUUAGAAGAAAGACAUUCCGUAUGCAUACUGGGCUACAACAGCGUACAAUGGUUUCUAUCAGACUUAGCUGCUAUUUUUGCCGGGGGAAUUGCCGCUGGAAUAUAUACAACAAAUUCUCCAGAAGCGUGUCAAUAUUCGGCGGAAGUUAGCAGAGCUAAUAUAAUAGUAGUAGAAGAUGAGCAGCAAUUAAAAAAAAUUAUGAAAAUCCGAGCCAAUUUGCCAAAUGUGAAAGCUAUAAUACAAUAUUCUGGAGAACCUACAGACGAUAGCAUUCUCAGUUGGAAUGCUGUACUUAAAAUCGGCAAAGACGCCUCAGACACCAUUCUUGACACGAGGCUGCAAAAUAUUGCAAUAAACGAAUGCUGUACUCUAGUUUUUACCUCGGGAACACUGGGGAACCCCAAAGCUGUUAUGUUAAGCCACGAUAACUUAACCUACGAUGCAACAGCCAUAAUGGAAAGACUGAGACUCACUAGAGGUGAUGAGUUGAUUAUUAGUUACCUUCCAUUAAGUCAUGUAGCUGCACAAGUAGUGGACAUUUACUUGUCGAUGUGCGCUGGAGCGGCAGUCUAUUUUGCUGACAAAGAUGCUUUGAAGGGCAGCUUAGUUAACACUCUGCAAGAAGUUCGACCAACAAAGUUCUUAGGGGUUCCCAGAGUGUAUGAAAAAAUUUAUGAGAAAAUGCAACAAAUUGCUGCACAGAAUGGCUUCAUUAAGAGAGCCAUUGCAUCAUGGGCUAAACAGCACACCCUGCAACAUCAUUUGAAUCUCAUUAAUGGAAUUAACUCAAAGUCAUGGGCAUAUUCAUUGGCGAGUUCUAUAGUGUUCAGUAAAAUCAAAGAAGCUUUAGGGUUACAACGGUGUAAUUUCUUUUGCUCUGCAGCUGCACCCUUGUCUACGGACAUUAAAAAGUACUUUUUGAGCAUCGAUAUUCCCGUUAUGGAAUGUUUCGGAAUGUCAGAAGCAAGUGGAGGACACACUUUGGCCGUUGAAUCCGCUAAUAAUCUGACCAGUAUAGGUAUGACAAUUCCUGGACUGAAAACCAAAAUUUACAAUCCUGAAUCAGAUGGCCAAGGAGAACUGUGUAUGUAUGGAAGGCACGUUUUCAUGGGUUACAUCAAUGAAAUAGAAAAAACUAAAGAAGCGAUUGAUGAUGAUGGUUGGCUCCAUACAGGGGAUUUGGGACGCGUUGAUGAAAAGGGCCUUGUGUAUAUCACAGGAAGACUAAAGGAAUUGCUAAUUACUGCAGGGGGAGAGAAUGUUCCACCAGUACCAAUCGAACAAAAUGUUAAAUACGAACUUCCAUUCGUAAGUAACGCAUUCCUGAUAGGGGACAAGAGAAAGUACCUAUCGCUUCUAGUAACGUUAAAAACGGAAGUAGAGCCAAACAAUGGUGCUCCGUUGGAUACUUUACUGCCUUCUACUCAAGAGGCGCUGAAAUCUCUAGGAUGUCCUGCUACUACUGUAACGGAAGUACUAAAUGCCGGUCCUGAUCCCAAAUUGAUAGCAGCUCUGGAAGCUGGCAUAGAUCGUGCUAAUCAAAAAGCUACAUCUCGAGCGCAGCGUAUUCAGAAAGUUGCUGUUUUACCAGCCGAUUUUUCCAUUCCUACUGGAGAAUUGGGUCCUACAAUGAAAGUUAAAAGGAGAGUAGUGGAGAACAAGUACUCAGACAUCAUUGAAAAAUUAUACAACUAAAGAAAUAGCUAAUUAAAUAUAUAUAGAUGCAACGAAAUAUAUUUUAUAAUCAAUAUUUUGUUUGUACCAAUAAAGAAGGGUAAUUUCAUUAAAU
Molecule: messenger RNA, 2398 nt
Organism: Dendroctonus ponderosae (mountain pine beetle)
Lineage: Eukaryota; Metazoa; Arthropoda; Insecta; Coleoptera; Curculionidae
Gene: bgm
Product: very long-chain-fatty-acid--CoA ligase bubblegum
Exons: 10
Coding region: 346-2304 (652 amino acids)
Cellular component (GO): membrane; endoplasmic reticulum
Molecular function (GO): long-chain fatty acid-CoA ligase activity
Source: RefSeq, a predicted model, not a curated record